Molecule: messenger RNA, 1833 nt
Organism: Ophidiomyces ophidiicola
Lineage: Eukaryota; Fungi; Ascomycota; Eurotiomycetes; Onygenales; Onygenaceae
Gene: NOT5
Product: general negative regulator of transcription subunit 5
Exons: 2
Coding region: 1-1833 (610 amino acids)
Biological process (GO): regulation of DNA-templated transcription; nuclear-transcribed mRNA poly(A) tail shortening
Cellular component (GO): nucleus; P-body; CCR4-NOT core complex
Source: RefSeq, a predicted model, not a curated record
AUGACGUCUCGAAAAAUACAACAGGAAAUCGAUCGUACCUUCAAGAAGGUUGCAGAAGGUAUACAAUCUUUCGAAGGCAUAUAUGAGAAGAUCAAGACUACGACGAAUAUUGCUCAACGCGACAAGCUCGAAGAUAACCUAAAGCGAGAGAUCAAAAAACUACAACGAUUUCGUGAUCAAAUUAAGACAUGGGCCGCUGGGAACGAAGUAAAAGAUAAGGGUCCAUUACUAGAACAGCGGAGAGCUAUAGAAACAUGCAUGGAACAAUUCAAGGCCGUCGAGAAAGAAAUGAAAACCAAAGCCUACUCGAAAGAAGGGCUAUCAGCCGCUGCGAGGCUAGACCCAAAAGAAAAAGAGAGAGUAGAAACGUGUGACUUCCUUUCGUCGACAGUAGAUAUACUUCAGCAAAAGAUCGAAGCUAUGGAGGCAGAGGAAGAAAUGCUCCAGGCGACCAUGAAAAAGGGUAAGAAAGACGCGGGCAAGGCAACUAGAUUAGCGGAUAUUUCAAGGAUAUCGGAACGGCAUAAAUGGCAUGUUGCAAAACUUGAACUCUUACUCCGUUCAUUACAGAAUGGCAAUGUGGAGACUGGUCAAGUGCUUGAUAUUAAAGAAGCUAUCAAAUAUUAUGCCGAAGACGGCCAUAAUGCGGACUUUUGUGGAGAGGACGAAACAAUAUACGAUGAUAUUGAGCUAGGGGACGACGAAGCUCAGUUCGGAAUGGGUCUAGAGAACGAUCGUGUAUCGUCACAAGACACACAAUCCAUACAGGACGAUGAGUCUACGGAACCACGAAGGACCAAGGUAGACAGUGGGCCUCCAAGACGUUCGUCGACGCAAAUGAAGUCACCUUUAUCAGCACUUGCUACGCUUAAUCUAAACGGCCAGCCCCCCGCGCCUGCCGCCGUAGUGAAGGCCGCUCCGCCGCCUGUGAGGUUACCCGGAGAAACACUCAAGUAUGCUUCUGCGGCGGCGGCAGCAGCUGCUAGCGACAAGAAUGGAGUUGGUAUCGCGCCGCUACCACCUCCGCCAGGCGCCAGCCCUGCAAUAUCAACCGUGCUGCCAGUGUCGAAACCCCCAUCAACAGCCUCUCCACAGGUAGCGCCUGCGCAACCUGUCCAGAGAUUGAUACACAAUGCCGCCAAUGCUGACGAUGUAAGCAGCCAGUCCAAGUCUCCGACGAGUAGUAUCGCUGCCAGUCAGCCAAGUACUGUUCCACCCACACCAGCAAUGGCAGUUGCUGAAACAACCUCGCAGCAGCAACAAUCGCAACUGGCUCCUCAGCCAUCGAAAGAACCGUCAUUGAGCGAACGAGAAAUCGCGAAUGGUGAGCCGGGAGAAGGCGUGUCUGCAGAAGAAUCUGUCUACCAUCUUCCCCCAGGCCUUCAAGACUUAAUACAUUCCUUCGAAACCACCAAAUCCCGCGUAAACGCCCCCCAGUCAGGAUCUACACAGAGACUACUGGUAGCCUCACACAACACUUGUCCAGAACCUAACGAUGCUGAAAAGCCCCGCCAUUACAGCCCCCAAAGUCCUUAUAAUACUCCAAUCUACUACCCUCAAGACGUACUCCCUAUCUUUGACGACCCAAGGCUAUAUGAGAAUGGGCGGAUUGAAACCGACACGCUGUUCUACAUAUUUUACUACCGCCAAGCAACAUAUCAGCAAUCACUUGCUGCUAAAGCCCUCAAGAAUCAAAGUUGGCGAUUUCACAAGCAGUAUCAAACAUGGUUUCAACGCCAUGAAGAACCGAAGACGAUUACCGAGGAGUUUGAACAAGGGACAUACCGUUUCUUUGACUAUGAGAGCACAUGGUUAGUUGCUAUUUGUGUUUAA